Messenger RNA from Erigeron canadensis, 996 nucleotides. RefSeq names its product heavy metal-associated isoprenylated plant protein 4. The coding region runs from base 188 to 886 and encodes 232 amino acids. Gene Ontology annotation, molecular function: metal ion binding. The transcript is spliced from 4 exons. The record is from RefSeq and is a predicted model, not a curated record. Lineage: Eukaryota; Viridiplantae; Streptophyta; Magnoliopsida; Asterales; Asteraceae.
CAAGUUAGAAUAUUUCAAAUUGUGACAUUUACCAAACAUCAUUUUUGAUUCAUAUGUUUUCAGUGGUUAGCGAACCACUCUAAUCAAAAUUCCCACCAAAUAUAUCUCUUGAUAAACACUUUACUUAUACAACAGUCAUUGAUAGUUUUUCAUAACUGGCCGGCCAGUGAUAACUCCAAUUUCGACCAUGGCCAAAGUAGAAGCAAAGAAGGAAACGAUCAGCAUUGCAGUUUAUAAAGCUAAUUUACAUUGCCCAAAAUGUGCUCAUGAUAUCAAAAAGCCUCUUUUGAGAACUCCAGGAGUCCACAAAGUGGAUAUUAAGCAUGAAAAAGGUGAAAUUACGGUAGAGGGCACUAUCGAGGUGAAAAAAAUUCAUGAAAAAUUACAAAAAUGGAGUAGAAAAAAGGUUGAGAUUCUAUCACAAGACAAGAAAGUGAUAGUGGAGAAGAAGGAAACAAAAAAAGAAACUAUAAAGACGACCAAAAUAAAAGCAUAUAUGCACUGCGAAAAAUGCGAGUAUGAUCUUCGAUCCAAGCUACUGAAACACAAAGGUAUACAUAAUGUCAAAACUGACAUAAAGUCGCAGACCGUUGUGAUAGAAGGAACCAUCGAGGCCGAAAAGAUUGUGACCUACAUGCAAAAGAGGGCACGGAAACACGCGGAAAUCAUACCCGGCCCUUCUUCAAAAGAUGAGAAGGUUGAGAAGAAGGGGGAAACAAAAGAGAAAGUGAUUGUUGAUGUAACUACUACAAAGAUUGUAGAAUUUGAACAGAAAAAUAAAGUAGAAGCAAAAGGUACGGAUGGUGAGGCUCCGUAUUUUGUUCACUAUGUAUACGCCCCUCAGUUGUUUAGUGAUGAAAAUCCUAAUGCCUGUUUAAUAAUGUAGACUAGCUAGAAAACAUUAUUUAUUAAUUGACUUAAUUAAUUAAGAGCAUGUAUUUUAGCUCAUCAUGAGCUAGACCGUCUUAAUUUGUAAUGUAAGUAUAUGUUUAUUUA